AUGACUGACGAUCUGAACGAACUGAGUCGAUUUUUGCACUGGGGUCCCAUAUCAGCGCUGUGUGUUACCUUAACCGUUAUCUUGACAACAUGGGCUUGGUGGCCGAUGGAUUUAUCAAUCACAAACCGCGCUCACUUUGGCCUCUUUGUGCUGCUCAACCUUUUGGCCGUCUACAACUAUGUUAUGGCCGUGAUGGUGGGUCCUGGUCUUCUGCCCAGGAAGUGGCAACCGUUCCACCCCAGAGAGGCCAAGUUUCUGCAGUUCUGUAAGAAAUGUGAUGGGUUCAAGGCCCCUCGAUCGCAUCAUUGUCGUCAAUGUGAUCGGUGUGUCAAGAAGAUGGAUCAUCAUUGCCCCUGGAUCAAUCACUGUGUGGGCUGGUCCAAUCAAGCUUACUUCGUCUACUUUCUGUUCUUCUACAUGUUGAGCAACCUGCACGCCUCUGUGGUGCUCUGCCUUAGUGGAUUUAAUUACUUAUACGGCAUCCUUUUGCAUGGGGAUAUCAGACGCAUUCCACUUAUCGGUCCUUUGUUAUGUGUUUUUAGUCUUGGCCUGGCUGUGGGCAUUGUCCUUUGCAUGCUCAAACUGCUCUUCAUUCAGAUUGUGUGCAUUGUGAAGAACAUGACGAGCAUUGAGCAAUGGAUUGUGGAGAAGGCACGUUGUCGUCGAUACAGAUCCAAGCGACGGCUGAAGCCCUUUGUUUAUCCCUACAACAUGGGCUGGUACUCCAAUCUUGGCCAGGUAUUCAACAUUGACUCCCAGACACGGGGCAGGGGCAUCGAGUGGCCGGUUCUCAAGGGAUGCGAUCCAUUUACGCUCACAAGGGAACAGAUAGCCCAAAAGGCUGAGAAGCGUCAACGCACACGCACCUUCAAAUGCACACGACACGUCACAGGACAUUGGCUGCCCAUCCUAUCUCAAGGUUUGAUGGUGACUCUAUGUGUUCCCUGCGCCGAUGAUCCUCGUAUUUGCCUAGAGCCCAACGAUCUCAUCAGAGUAACGCGCAUUAGAAAAUAUUGGUUGUUUGGAGAGCGUGUGCUUAGCGAAGUUGAAGAUCACAGCAAAAGACUGCGCAGGGGACCCAUUCGUGGUUGGUUUCCACGUCGAUGUGCCAUCGAUAUCACUAACUCCUUGCCCUCCACUUUAAGCGGAGAGCCAGAUGCAAAUAAAACGACUGAGAAAAGGAAAUGUAUUGGAAAGCAAAAACAGCUUAAGUUAAAUCAAGACUAAAUGAGAUUACUCAUUGAUUAAAUAUAUUUUUAAAAAAAUA
Messenger RNA from Drosophila innubila, 1267 nucleotides. Its product is annotated as palmitoyltransferase ZDHHC6. The transcript has a single exon. Bases 1 to 1227 code for a protein of 408 amino acids. Gene Ontology annotation, molecular function: palmitoyltransferase activity. NCBI's taxonomy places the organism in Eukaryota, Metazoa, Arthropoda, Insecta, Diptera, Drosophilidae. Gene Ontology annotation, cellular component: Golgi apparatus. The record is from RefSeq and is a predicted model, not a curated record. Gene Ontology annotation, biological process: protein palmitoylation.